Messenger RNA from Ostrea edulis (European flat oyster), 2390 nucleotides. RefSeq lists its product as uncharacterized. The transcript is spliced from 14 exons. The record is from RefSeq and is a predicted model, not a curated record. The coding region runs from base 40 to 1998 and encodes 652 amino acids. Lineage: Eukaryota; Metazoa; Mollusca; Bivalvia; Ostreida; Ostreidae.
ACUAGUUUUACCCUAACCAUUUCUGCCAUACCUGAGAAAAUGGCGGCGUUGCGACUGUUGUUGUUGCUUCUACCUGUGUCAGUUUGGGGUAGAUGCAACAUCCCAGAUUAUUUCCAUGGUGACUGGUACAGCCGAGAAGCUGGUAGAGACAUUAAAACAUUGGUGAACGCCGAUAAAUGGGACAGUAAUGAAGAUGAUACCGAGUUAAACUGUGACGAUAUGUUCAUUCAUCCCAACACCGGUCUCCAGCAGGACGGCAACAAUGUCACAAUGCUAAUGAUCAAAAGUGGUGGAAGUGCUUCAAACAAGUGUUACAUGUGUGUUGAUGUUCUAUGGAGAACGGAUAACAUUUUGCAAUACAGGAAAGAGGACUGUAUUACUGCUCAGUCAGGGAACCAGAUCUCACUGAACGCUUCCUGUAAAUCUAUGAAUCCUUGGUAUGGUUUACCGAGCACAGACGUCACAUUCACCAUGUUCAGACAAGCUCCCAGGAAGAUAAACUGUGUGACAACAUUUGAGGGUGUGUACCAGUUCUCAUAUGAAGUGGAUCAAGGGGGCGGAGGUAUUUGUAAUCACCAAGACAGUCAAAUCAAGGCCUGUCAAGAACCCGGAUCCUCCUAUGUAGACAAUGAGGUCUUCCUCAUGACGUAUCGCAAGUGUCACGAUGUGUCAACGUCAAAAAAUGAACAGGUGAGGUACCAGUGUAUGGGUUCCUGGUUUGCUGUCAGAAGUGGGAUCGGCUACACGUACGCUGCUAUUGCAGACACUGUAGAGCAGGACACCAGAGAAAAAUUCAAGUGCUUGAUGACCUUGAAAAAUCAGAAAGAUGCCAAGAACCAGAUAAGAUGGGUGAUGUCUCGUUUUCCGGACUGCACGAGUUUGAGCGGUGUAUACAGAGGGCCUCUGAAACUAGUCCUGACAAGAAUUGCUCCGCCCACCCAGUACAUGGUUCCUCGUUGUAACUUGCCGAGAGACAUUGCAGGAAAAUGGUUCACGCAGGGGCCAGAAUUUAAAUCCGAUGUAGCAGUUAAUGAGACUCACAUCCACUUCCACACAGGACUCAACGAGUUCGAGUUUCAGGAUGCCUUCUAUUCAUGUCAACAAACAUUGGGAACACGAUACUUAAUGACCAAAGUGUUAGUAGGCAAAUGUGAAGUCGACUUUGUGUGUAUGGAUAUUGUACCUCGACAUCAUAGCAUUGUCCGAUAUAGAGUGGGUAAGCCUGCUCGCCGUCUGACAGAUGAAGAACUGAAGGAUUCCAACUAUCUGGAGAUUGUGUUCCGUGACGCCUGCAGUUGGAUGUCCUUUACCUUCAAUCGGGAAAUCAUAGAUUGGAAAUAUGAAGUGCUUAUCCAGAACCCGCCCACUGCAUACCCCUGUCCCGUUGGAGGCCGCUACAAUUUUGUCCAGAAUGCCGAUAAAGAGAACGAGAAAUAUCAGACGAGGAUUCGGGGGGUGACUCAGAAACCUCGCGUACAGGUGGACUGUCGAAUCGUAGUGUCCGAGAUCAAGUCCUGCAGCAAUGACUUGACCAAGAUUUUUGUUGAUGCUGAGUACUGUGAAACUGUGGACUACAGAGGGCGACCCAUUGGAGAAUACGAUGUUUCUGACCACGAGCUGACCUGUGUUGGGUUCUGGAUGGAAGAUUACAAGUCGUACAUGGUGACUUGGGACGAAGAAGACGCCAUCUCCAACUUCAGAUGCUGGGUAUAUGAGCGAGCUAGCUGGACCACGCUACACAUGUCUCGAGCCCAGAAUGCCCGCUGCAACAAAAAGCAAGAAGCCCUGGAUUAUCAAAUGGCUGGCACAGGGUUAAUGCUGGAAAUGACAGAAAAUGAACGACUCUUUGACAAUUGUCCACAGCGUUUCGACUCAGGUGUGAACCCAUACAAAUUACCCAACACCAUUUGGGUGCUGAAUACUGCAGCCAGUGUUAAGCCAUUCCAUUGGAUCCUCUCCCUGACUCUCUCUUGGAUCUGUGUACUGAUGUUUCGAUAAUUGUCAUAUAUGUAUCUUGUGUAUUGAAUGUCAGUGAACUUUUAUUCUGUUUGUAAUCAGAUGCAUAAAUGACAGUGUACAUGGUAAUGAAAAUCUGUAAGUGGCAGAUAUUAUGUGUGCAAUUGUACUCAGCAAAUUAUUAACAACAAUUCUUAUCGUUUUCCAAAUAUUUGAAUCACUGCAGCAUUCCACUACAUGCUUGUACAUAUAUUGUCUGUAUUCUGUUUUUUAUUCAAAUCUUUUCAGAACAGCAUUUGUGUUUUCCGUAUCACAAAUACAUGUACUAUGUGUAGAUAUCUAGAAACAUAUCGGGUAUUGAUUUUUUUUUAUGUAUACAAACAAACUCCUAAAAAAAAAGGUUUAGCACCACAUGAAUAUAUAAAUGAAGGAAA